AUGUACACCCGCAACUACCUCGCCCUCCUCCUCGCGGCCCUCGCCGUCAGCGUCCACGCCGCCGUUCCUGCCGCCGGCGCCGCCGGCGCCGCAACCGGCGCGCUCGCCACCACAGCCGGCACCGCCGACGCCGCCCUCGGUGCCGCCGACGAGCUCGCCAGCGCCGGCACCGACGCCGCUGCCGCUGCCACCGAUGCCACAACCGGCGUAGCUGACGCCGCCACUGGGGCCGCUGCGGGCGCUGCUGGGGUCGCUGACGCUGUUGGCACUGCUGCGGGCGCUGCGGGCGCUGCCGCGGGUGGAAUGGUGCCGGAUCCGUCGAUGCCGCCGCAGGGGAUGCCGCAGCAGCAGGGGAUGGGGAGGCAGCAGGGCGGUGGAAGGCAGAGGGGGGGCAGCAGGGGGAAGGGCACGAGGGUGCAGAGUGGGCGCGGCAAGGGGAACAAGAAGAAGGUCAAUGGCAACAAGAACGGGCAGUGGCCGCAGCAGAAGCAGAAGAAGAAGGGCGGGAACAAGGGGGUGAGGAGGCAGAGUGCGGGGGCGAAGAAGGGGGGCAAGAAGGGGAAGGGUCAGGCUAAGCCGGCGACGAGGAACGGGAAGGUUAGGUAUGGCGGUGGCAAGAAGAGGAACUAG
Molecule: messenger RNA, 630 nt
Organism: Morchella sextelata
Lineage: Eukaryota; Fungi; Ascomycota; Pezizomycetes; Pezizales; Morchellaceae
Exons: 1
Coding region: 1-630 (209 amino acids)
Source: RefSeq, a predicted model, not a curated record